Messenger RNA from Pundamilia nyererei, 1350 nucleotides. RefSeq names its product membrane bound O-acyltransferase domain containing 4 (gene mboat4). The record is from RefSeq and is a predicted model, not a curated record. The transcript is spliced from 3 exons. Bases 1 to 1296 code for a protein of 431 amino acids. Gene Ontology annotation, cellular component: endoplasmic reticulum membrane. Gene Ontology annotation, molecular function: serine O-acyltransferase activity. NCBI's taxonomy places the organism in Eukaryota, Metazoa, Chordata, Actinopteri, Cichliformes, Cichlidae. Gene Ontology annotation, biological process: peptidyl-serine octanoylation; lipid modification.
AUGGGCUCGAUUGGCUGGUCGUGGGAGCAACAUCGUUUUUUAAUGUAUCAAUGUCUUUCACUUCCAUUUGCUUUCUUAUUUUAUUUUCUUGCAAAACGGGGGCAUCUAUCCUUGACAUACAGGUACCUGUUUGUUUCUGCUGGAGGUAGUGUCCUGGCAGUCUUCACGAUGGGCAUCUACAGCACCCUCCUGUUCACCUCCACACUUGCCUUUGUUCUACUCGUGUGCUGUGUGGAUAACAGCUGUAUCCACACCUGGGCAUUUGUUAUGCAGAUGUUGUGGCAAACCUUCUGGCACCUACUUAUACAGUACAGGGAAUACUACCUGCACGAACCAGUCAGCAUCAGACUGUUCUUGGCAGUGUCCACUUUGAUGCUGCUCACCCAGAGAAUCACCUCUGUGUCUUUGGACCUUCAGGAGAAACAAGUCGUACUGACACCAUCCAAAAGGCAGACUUGUGUCACGCUUCUCCCUCUUAUCAGCUACAUCCUCAAUUUUACCACACUGCUUGGUGGUCCUUUGGGUUCCUAUGGACAAUUCAUUACUCUAAUGGAGGGGAUCAACCUCACCUCACCACCCAGUCCUCCUGGUGUAGUUUUCCUAAAGCUGAUGCAAGUGUUAAUGCUAGAGUGGGUUAGAUUUUAUCUUGUCUUUUUUCUGAAACAUCUUAUCCAUGAUUUCAACCCUGGCAUCCUCUAUGGCAUCCUGUCGACCUGGUGUCUUGGACUGGUUUUAAGAAUACAGUAUUACUCUCACUGGAAGAUCAGCGAAUGCCUCAAUAACGCAGCAGGGUUUGGCUUUUGGGUAGAUUCAUCUGGGGACUAUUUCUCCAAAUGGAGCGGACUAUCCGAUGGGGACUUCUGGACCACUGAGGCAUCGAUAUGCAUGUCACAGUUUGCUCGUCGCUGGAACGUCACAACAGCUUCAUGGCUGCGUAGACUAGUUUAUGCAAGGCACAAACACUUCCCACUGUUCAUGUGCUUUGGUUUUUCACUGUGGUGGCACGGUUUACACUUAGGACACUUUGUGGGGUUUUUCACCUGGGCAGCAACAGUGAAAGCAGACCAUCAUAUUCACAGGAACCUUUUCCCAAAUAUUACACCGACACAGAGAAAAAUCUACACUUUUGUAAACUGGAUAAACACUCAAAUGAUUGUUACCUGCAUUGUUAUAGCGGUAGAAUUUAGAAAUUCGUCUGGUUUGAGACUUUUAUCCAAAACAUACAUAGGUCUUUUUCCACUUGUUAAUAUAAUCCUGCACUUUAUCGUUUUAAACCUCAAUUCACUAGAACAGUAGUCAAACAAAGAUAUAUUAUUAAAGCAAAAAGAACGUUGACUUUGGCUUCAGGAA